This is a messenger RNA of Peromyscus californicus insignis, 666 nucleotides long. Its product is annotated as prolactin-3B1-like. The record is from RefSeq and is a predicted model, not a curated record. Gene Ontology annotation, biological process: positive regulation of lactation; mammary gland development; female pregnancy. Gene Ontology annotation, cellular component: extracellular region. The coding region runs from base 1 to 666 and encodes 221 amino acids. The transcript has 5 exons. Lineage: Eukaryota; Metazoa; Chordata; Mammalia; Rodentia; Cricetidae. Gene Ontology annotation, molecular function: prolactin receptor binding; hormone activity.
AUGCAGCUGUCAUUGACUCAACUGUCCUUCUCCGGGGCACUGCUUUUGCUGGCCUUAUCAAAUCUGCUCCUUUGGGAGCAUGUGAUCUCCUCACCAAGUCCCCGUUUGUCUACUGGAAACCUAUACCAACGUGUGGUUGAAUUGUCACACUACACCCAUGGUCUUGCCUCAAAAGUCUUCACUGACAUUAAUAUGAAGUUUGGCAGGAACAUUUGGAAACAGAGCCUGAUGUUGGGCACCUGCCACACUGCUGCUAUCCCUACUCCAGAAAACAGUGAGCAAGUCCACCAAACAAAAUCAGAAGAUCUUCUGAAAGUGACCAUCAGUGUUUUACAAGCAUGGGAAGAGCCUCUGAAGCACAUGGUGGCUGCCGUGGCUGCUCUUCCAGAUGCGUCUAAUGUUAUGCUGUCAAAAACAAAAGAGUUGGAAGAAAGAAUUCUAGGCCUCCUGGAAGGACUGAAGACCAUACUCAGUAGGGUCCAGCCUGGAGCUGUUGAAAAUGAUUAUACUUUCUGGUCUGGAUGGUCAGAUUUGCAGUCAUCUGAUGAAAACACUCGUAAUAUUGCUUUGUAUACCCUGGGCCGCUGUGUGCGCAGGGAUACACACAAGGUUGACAAUUAUCUCAAGGUCUUGAAGUGCCGAGAUGUUCAUGACAACAACUGCUGA